AGCUACGGUGAGGGAGGUGAGGCUGCAACAAGUGUGGACGUACAAUGAACAAGAGAGUGAGUUCCUUGCAGCUGUUUCAAAGAGAGUAAGAGACACACGGUGAGAGAGGGAGAGGGAGGGAGCAAGAGCAAGAGGAAGGAGGCUGAGAGGGAGGAGAGGGGAAAAAAGAAGCCAACUCAUCUGACAGUCUGUGGGCCAAAGAAAGGGGAAGAGCAGGAGCUCUGGUUUUCAAAAAAGAGUGGAAAAUUCAAGUUGGAGAGAAUCAAGAUAAUAAGUAGGAAAAGUCACAGGACGGAGAGUCUGCACAGAGGGUGAACGGGCGAGACGUCUAAACUCAACAACUGAACAAAGGAAGAAAAAGGGGUUAAAGCAGGGACGCUGCCAACAUCUACAGAAGAACGAGAACAGGAUGUCGACGCUGUCAUCAGAAACCAGUGCAUCAGACGCCAACAACCGCAGCUUCUGGAUGCCUGGGAAUUACCAGCGCACGGUGAAACGGACAGAAGAUGCCUUCCAGGCCUGUAAUGACAUAGUGGCGUGUUUUCAAGAGAGAGCGCGGGUGGAGAGGCAGUACGCCCAGCAGCUCAGCGAGUGGAGCAACAAGUGGAAGCCGGUGGUGGACUCCACUCCUCUCUACGGCUCUCUUCUGAAGGCCUGGCAGUGUUUUCUGUCCUCUGCCGAUCGGCUGGCCAACUUACACGGCUCCGUCUGCCGCUCGCUGGUGUCGGAGGACGGGAACCAGGUCAGAACGUGGCAGAGGGACUCCUUCCACAAGAAGUUAUUUGGAGGCUUCAAGGAGUCUCAGGACAUCGACACAGGCUUCGCACGUGCUCAGAAGCCAUGGGCCAAAAAACUAAAAAAGUUGGAUAAAGCCAGGAGGGCGUACCAUAAGGUGAGCCGCAAAGAGCAGGCAGCCAAGGAGAGAGAAGCACACGCUCAGGGAAACCCAGAUGUUGCCAUUGACAAACAGAAGAAGAUCCAGGAGGAAAGGGAAGUGGCUCAACAGGAGGCUGAGAAGGUUCGCGCUCGGUACGAAAAAAUCCUGGAGGAAGUGAACCGCUACGCUCCACGCUACAUGGAGGAGAUGGAGUCUGUCUUUGACCAGUCCCAGGAAGAGGAGAGGAAGAGGAUCGUCUUCCUCAAGCAGGCCUUCCUGUCCAUCCAUAAACACCUGGACGUGACCACCAACGAGAGUGUAAAAGCUGUGUACAGUGAGCUGAACAACACACUGCUGGCCAUCGAUGAGCAGGAGGACCUCCGCUGGUGGAAAAACACCCACGGUCCUGGAAUGCCCACAGACUGGCCUCACUUUCAGGAGUGGAUACCUGAGAAGAAAGUCAAAAAAGGGAAAAAGGUUGUGGAAAAGAAACAAGAACUAAUUGAGAAGAGUGUAAUGAUUGGUGGAGUGAGGGUCAGAUCUCUGUACGACUACGUUGGCCAGGAAACUGAUGAGCUGUCCUUUAAAGCAGGCAAAGCAGGUGAGGAGUUUCUGAAGAUCGAGGACGAAGAUGAUCAAGGCUGGUGUCGAGGGAAGAAGGACGAUGGGUGGGAGGGGCUUUACCCUGCCAAUUACGUAGAGGUGGUGUAGCGUGUCAGGUGUAUGUGGGCUGCAGACGAUUACAGCAGACGAUGUAGCCCGGCUCCAUGUCUGUGUCAACGAGUUACAGUCGGCAGUGAGCCGUUAGCCAAAGAUGUUGUUUUGCUGUGAGGAGGCCGUCGCACUUAUAGCUGGAUAUUUUAACAUAUAGAGAUUUGAUAACACUCGGCACACAUUGUAUAAUCUUCUGAAGGAUACGGACAAAUGUUUUAAUAUAUAGAGUGUGCAUAGACCACUAGUAUUGAAGCCAUAUGAUAAGCAAUGUUACAGUGUAAAAACAAAAGUGUACGUAUGCAGAACUUUUAAGGUGCUGUUUGGAGCUGAAGUUGCAGUACAAGAGAAAUACUUCCUACGGAGCUGGUUUUUACUCUACUUGCACCUCAUCACGUUGCUGUUAAAAUACUUAGAACAUAUGAAGAAAUAUAUGCUAGCACUGUGAGUAGAAAUAUUCAAUAGCAACUUGGUCCUGGAGAUGGAAGAGUCCGGACGUCUCCUGACGAUCUGCCUCCAUCUCAUCCAUACUUCCACCUUCUCUACCAUCUCCAUGUUCUUCUGCACUACAUCCAUGACCCCUCGCUGGGGUCUUCUUUGUUUCCCCUUUUGCCUGGCAGCUCCAUUUCCAUCAUCUCAUCUCACGUAUGUCCACUAUCUCUUGUCUGCACAUGUUCACUUAUUUCUGUAGGUACCGUUGAGGUUGAAAUGUAGAGGAACGUGGUUGUUUGCUGUUUUGCCCUCGGUGAUAUAAAUCACAGAUGAAUAUCACCGCGGUGUGCUAGUGGCAUCCACACACAUUCCAGGAAAUCACAUGGCAUCAUUCUUCGUUUCAUAAAAUCAAUGAAUAACAGUAUUUAAAGCUGAAGCAUCCCAGUGGAAGGCCCACAGAGUUGUUGUAAAAUUCCAGGGAUCUUUAUUGUACAUUUCAGCCUAUUGUUUAGGGCUGUGUGACCUGCAGCUGUUGUUUUGGUCUGCUCCCACUGCUCUCAGGGCCUUGAUGUCGUCUGGAGCAGGCGGCUGAUUUAAUUAAGACAGCUCUCAAAAUGCCACUGCACACUAAUUCUUAGCAACAAACAGAAGAUGGGCACCGUUAGCGGGGAACAAAAGGGGAACAUUUAGCAGCUAAAGAACCAUAUGUUUCCCUUGGGAGAUAGCGGCGAGUUAAACAGUGCUAAGGAGGAAGAGAGCGAGUUAAAAUCACUAGACUGAUGUUUGUCAGACUAGAGGAAAGGGCUGCUCCGUCAGAUUUGUACGGAUUCUGUUCUCGCGGAUCGACCCGGAUGACAGAAGUGGGAACUUCGCUCAACAUGAAAUUCAUAUGCUUUAAUUUAAGGUGUAACAUGCGUCUCGUCAAAUUACAUAUUUUGGUUAUUGUUGCAUUUUAAGUUGGAGUAUCAACUUCCUGGUUUUGCAUGAACAUGAAUCUUGCUACGUUUCUUAUUGUAGAGGAACUGCUCUCAGUUCUAGGAUUUUCAGGUCUUAACAUGUUUGAAACACAACAAAAAUGUUCAGAAAUGAAGCCUUUUCAUCUCCUGGUGACGCCAAACACUCACAUUUCUCACCUGGUCAGAUUGUUCCUUGUCAGAAUUAACUGUCGGCUGUUUUUCUUUUCUCUCUAAAUGUGCAGUAGUAUAGCUUUUAAAAAGUGGCUUAAAAAAAUAAGAAAGCGCCUGACUUGCUUCGUCUGUCGUCUGUUGUACCUGUGUGUGUAGCUCACAUGUAAUAACUUGCAUAUAUGCUACAAAAACAAUUUUUUGAAUACCGUCUGCCAUUUUAAAAUAAAAAAUAAAAGUCAACUGUUACAGCAGCAAAUGUGUUGAAAUGACGGAGGAAAGAAUGACGAUGGUCAUGUGUGUCGGUUUAAAGACGACAAAGAGGGAACUGUUGAAACACCAUGUCAUUCUCUAUCUUCACACGUACAGAUCUGAUGCAAAGUCUCUUCUAAGAACCACAUCACAUACCGGCCAGUGAUGCAGUCACACAGCCAUAAGUUGCCCUCAGCCAUGUACAGCAGCCCGCUGUCGUGUGAAAUUAGGAUCACGAGCAUGAAUCUGAGGCUCGUCAUGUUUACAUUCUCCACUGGAAUGUUACAGUCUACUCACAGGCCGAGGGGAGAAUGGAGGAAUUUCAGUUUCCACUGCAGUGGUGGAGAUGAUGAUGUUCACUGGAAGGAAUGUCCUCACCUGAUGACAGAGUUUUGUCAGUGGUUCCAAAACCAGAAGGAUUUGACCAGUGACAACCUAAUAAUGGUCACUGAAGUUCUCACAUACGCUGUGCUGCUUCAAACUACAUUUUAUGAUUACAUUUAAAUAAAAGAGGAUACACGAAAACAUUU
Molecule: messenger RNA, 3926 nt
Organism: Cynoglossus semilaevis (tongue sole)
Lineage: Eukaryota; Metazoa; Chordata; Actinopteri; Pleuronectiformes; Cynoglossidae
Product: protein kinase C and casein kinase substrate in neurons protein 2
Exons: 10
Coding region: 410-1588 (392 amino acids)
Biological process (GO): cytoskeleton organization; plasma membrane tubulation; regulation of endocytosis
Cellular component (GO): cytoplasm; endosome; plasma membrane
Molecular function (GO): protein binding; phospholipid binding
Source: RefSeq, a predicted model, not a curated record